AUGACAAUCAGGUGCCUCACGCGUCGUCGUGCGCAGUGGGCGCCCACCGCCCUAACGGUUCCUGUGCGUCUGCUGAGGCGCAAACUCAGCCCUGACCGCACACGUGACGAGGAGAUUCAGGACCGCCAAAACGCAUUUGUGUGGCAUGAAAAGCAUACAUUUCGGCCACAUCAGCAUUUCACAUACGACCCGUCGAGCUGGAGCCGCCCACUGGAGGAAAAGAUGAAGGUAAAGAGGAAGUUGUCCCUCGUCGACCGGCUGCGGGUCUUGGAGGAGCGGGAAAUUGAGGCAGCGUCUGCCAUUGAACCAACUAAGGAACCGGAGGAAUUGAAGAAAUGCACGGAGGAUUUGGAUUAUUUUUAUUCCAUUCAGGAAACUGAACACACAGCUGUUCCUUUGCAAGCUCAGAUGGAACGCUUGAAUGUCUUACAUGUCCUUCUUACAGCUCCGAGGCAUCUUGACACGCCAUUAGCAAAAGUGGAGCGUCUACAACAGGAGUACAGGGAGUUGCUGCGGUGUGUGUUUGAACGUGCCCGUCUGGCAGUUGUGGACGAAACAAUGACAUUUGACGCGUUGCUGUAUUCAUGGUUUCUGCUACUUCAGGGAGCUCAGCCGCUUUUAGAGGCUUUGACUGAGGGGCAGACUCAUGCAGGGGAUCGUCUUUAUGACGGCAUCGUCACCAUGCGUGAUGCGCUUGACAAACCUCUACUGCACGCUGUGGAGCAUAUUAAUGCAAAGCACAACGUGGAGCUCAUCCUGGAAGGGUGGGUGGAGCUGUUUGAUUUGGUAACACAUCCCUUUACCCGGCGAGGCCAAAAAUUACGGGAGAGUAAAAGCGAAGCGUGCCACGCUCUUGCUACAGUUGUCGAACAGCUGGAACAAAAGGUGAUGGAUCGAACAAUGACUGCACUAGCGGAACGCAUGAUUACAGAUGACGGUACUGAAUUACUUGACGCGCAGCAUAUGGUUGCCCUUUUGCGCAGCAUGGCGCGUUCUUCCUGCAUGAUAGAAGAAUCGUCUCUUCAGCGUGCUGCGCUGCUGACACUAAAGGUGGGGGAAGGGAUUCUUGCAACGCUUAAGAAUGUUGUGGCGCCUUCACUUCGUCACUCGAUGCGGAUUUUUCUUUUGGGUAGCUCGGCGCGGCGUGUCGCCUUUAAUAUAGAUGAGUCAAUCAGAAAGAGAUAUAUUCCCUGUCCAGUAGUAUUGGACCCAUGCGACCCACCAAGUGGUGUGAAGAACCCUGUAAUCGCGGCGGAUGAGGUGUCGCACGCCACGUGUGCUGGUAUAGCUCUCCUGCGACAGACAGCUCGUGCCUCUCCGGUUACACGGUUAAAGGUGGUGGACGCUGUCGAUGCGCUCUUGGUGAUGCUGUCGCAUGCGCCAAACUACGAUCUUGGUUUAAGCGACACUUCCACGUUUGUGUGCGAAAUGAUGGAAGGUGGAGUCUUGGCCGUUGAUACAGGGGCGGUUGAGCGACAUCUCCACGUGGUUCUUUUGCUCUCUCGUUUGCAGUUUUCUACAUGCAACAAUCAAGCCGUCUUGUGUCGUCUGCUAUUCUUGUUAUGUAGCCUUGCUCCACCAGCGUCUUGUCCUGAAUUGACUCUUCGAGAGUGGAAGCGACUUUAUGGAACCGCCGUGCAUCAGUUGCUUGCUUCUGUGCGUGCGGCUGCGUUGAGUGGACACUACACCCGUGGACACAACUCUCCAGGCACAUGGGAAGAGCUUUUGGCAUUUGGGCAGUACAGCGGUGCCAUGCCGCUGGCACUGUGGUACGAUGCCUGCCAACGGUACUUUGACGGGACCAACGUUCCUUUGUCCUCAACGUGUGCGCGUGCCUUACUUUCACUACGAACUCGAUGUAGAUCUCCCGGCAAAGGCGCCUUCGCACGGAGGACAACCUUUUAUUCACAGUGUGCAUCUCCACUGGACUUUGAUUCUGUAGAGCUGCUUGCACGGCUGUUGCAUGUUGUCCUGGGUGAGUGUGUUGCAGCUGAAGAUCUCAUAAAUGAAGCUGCCGCUUGGGAUCUGGCACAUAGUGCUGCAGGUGAUGACAAGGCGCUGUCUGCCUUGUUACUUGGAGCACAAAAGUGUGUGUUGGAGAGACAAACGAGCAAACAUGCUGUGAUGACGUUCUGCUAA
Trypanosoma rangeli is the source of this 2139-nucleotide messenger RNA. RefSeq lists its product as uncharacterized. NCBI's taxonomy places the organism in Eukaryota, Euglenozoa, Kinetoplastea, Trypanosomatida, Trypanosomatidae. The transcript has a single exon. The coding region runs from base 1 to 2139 and encodes 712 amino acids. The record is from RefSeq and is a predicted model, not a curated record.